Messenger RNA from Rubroshorea leprosula, 2449 nucleotides. NCBI's taxonomy places the organism in Eukaryota, Viridiplantae, Streptophyta, Magnoliopsida, Malvales, Dipterocarpaceae. The record is from the annotation of a GenBank genome assembly.
GAUGCAAAAUCGCUUGCCACGUAGGCAUGAGACAGCCACAUUUCGCCACACGAUGCAGUCCUCGAACGGCAGUUAGCAGCAGUUAAGUUGACUGUGAGAGGAGGGGCAAAAUUGCUCAGAUUGUAGAGUUCAGGGGCUUAAAUGCAUCAAUUAGAGUCUAGGGGCUUAAUAGCGAUUCUGGGGUUGGUUCAGGGGCUUAACUUAUGGUAUUUUCCAGCAUCAAUGGAGAAAAUGAUCAUGGGCUCUAUCUUCCUUCCAAUGUUGUUUAUGCAACGCUUUAUGGCUGCCUUAGCCAUGUCUCAACCAAACUUCACCGCAGACCAAUUUGCCCUUCUUGAAUUUAAAGCUCACAUCACUUCUGAUCCUCUCAAUAUCAUGUCCUCCAACUGGACUUCUGCCACCUCAAUAUGUAACUGGGUUGGUGUUUCUUGUGGUGCUCUUCACCGAAGAGUCACAACCUUGGAUCUUCCAAACAUGAACCUCACUGGCAGCCUCCCUCCUCAACUGGGAAACCUCUCAUUCCUUGUUGAUCUCAACUUGAGUGGAAACAACUUCCAUGGCCACUUGCCUUUAGAAUUUGGGAAGCUGCAGCGUUUGAGAGUCAUGGACUUGGGCAACAAUUUUCUUUAUGGAAGCAUCCUAGAUGACAUUUGGUUGCUUUCAAAGUUGGAGAUUUUUAAAGUAGGAAGCAAUAACCAACGGACAGGAACCAUAUCAAGAAACAUUGGGGAAAUACCACAAGAGAUAGGUAAUCUUCAUAAUUUGGAGGAAGUUGCAGCUGGAAAUGCAAGCCUCUCUGGUCCCAUUCUAUCAAAUAUUUUCAAUAUCUCCUCCUUAAGAUGGAUUUAUCUCUACACAAAUAGCCUCUCUGGUACCCUUCCUAUUGACUUGUGCUACCACCUGCCAAAUCUUGAGCUACUUUCUUUGUAUGAGAAUCAAUUACAGAGCUCAAUUCCCUCAAGUAUAGGCAGAUGCAAGAAGCUUCAAAAUUUACUUUUAGGGACCAAUAAAUUCACUGGAUACAUCCCAAGAAGCAUUGGGAACUUGACUGAACUUAGUAGAAUAAAUCUACGUGAAAAUAACUUGGAAGGAGAAACACCAGAGGAGAUUGGCAACUUACCCUUGAGGUUUUUGAAUAUGAGAUACAACUUCUUGAAUGGUUCUAUUCCUCCCAUGAUCUUUAACAUCUCAACCUUGGAAGUCAUUAUCUUAGGAAGGAAUAACCUUUCAGGCCAUCUUCCUUCAACCAUCGGACUUUGGCUUCCAAAGCUUACUGCGCUAAAGCUAUAUCAAAAUAAACUCAGUGGAAAUUUUCCAAAUUCUCUCUCCAAUUCUUCCCUACUUACCAUUCUAAGCCUAAACGAAAACUUGUUCUAUGGCCCUUUCCCUAAUUCACUUGGCCAUCUAAGAUUCCUUGAAAGGCUUAGAUUACGAAAUAACAUGUUCCAUGAAUACUCAACUCUAGAAAGAAGCUUCCUCUCUUCUUUGUUAUCAUGCAAUUUACCUAGCACCAUUGGGGAUCUCAAAGAUUUGACUUAUCUUUCCUUGGCAGAAAAUGCCUUAGAAGGUAAUAUUCCUCAAUCAUUUGAUGGGUUGGUAAGCUUGGAAUUUUUGGAUCUCUCUAACAAUAUUCUUUCUGGAGUAAUUCCCAAGUCUUUGGAAGGACUUUCCUAUCUCAAAUUCUUCAAUGUAUCUUUCAAUAGACUUGAAGGAGAAAUCCCAUGUAGAGGAUCAUUUAGAAACUUCUUUGCUCAAUCAUUUAUUAGAAACACUGCCCUAUGUGAUUUGCCAAGAUUUCAAGUUCCUCCAUGGAGUUUUGGGUCAGUAUACAAUGGGGCACUUCUAGGUGGAAUGAGCGUUGCAAUAAAGGUCUUCAAUAUGCAAGUAAAAGGUGUACUCCAGAGUUUUAACACAGAAUGUGAAGUAUUGCGCAGUUGUUGUCAUCGAAAUCUAGUCAAAAUCAUUAGCACCUGUUGUAAUGAAGACUUCAAGGCCUUGGUGCUCGAGUUCAUGCCUAAUGGAGCCCUGGAGAAGUGGUUAUAUUCUGAUACAUGUUGUUUAAAUAUCUUGCAAAGAUUGGAUAUAGUGAUUGAUGUGGCUUUUGCUCUAGAAUAUCUUCACCAUGGACAAUCAGUUUCAAUCAUCCAUUGUGAUUUGAAACCUAGCAAUGUGCUGCUUGAUGAAGAUAUGGUUGCACAUGUCGGGGAUUUUGGCCUUGCCAAGCUUUUGGGAAAAGGGGCAUCUGUGAUGCAGACAAUGCAAAUUGCCACUAUAGGUUACAGGCUGCAUUUCUUGUAAAUGAUGGUCUUAAUUUAAGAAUAUUCGACUUGCUUUCCUCAUUGUUGGUUGUCUGUUUGCUACAUAUGAAAUUUGCUUGAGAUCUGCGUUUAAUUUUCUUUAGCUGUUGGGAGCUUGAUCAAAAAAAAAAAAAAAAACCCCCAAUUUGUGU